Molecule: messenger RNA, 1656 nt
Organism: Mycena indigotica
Lineage: Eukaryota; Fungi; Basidiomycota; Agaricomycetes; Agaricales; Mycenaceae
Exons: 7
Coding region: 1-1656 (551 amino acids)
Source: RefSeq, a predicted model, not a curated record
AUGGUCGUGCCCGCGAUCGAUGUCAUCAGUCCUCCCCGUCGCCCGUCGUCCGCCCCCAGCGGACCCGGUACCGCGCGGGCGAGCGACACAAGACGACGCACUCCCCUCGCCCACCCCACAGCUCGUGGGGGACGAAGGGAGAGGUGCGUGCCGCUGCUGCUGACACGACGCGGGAAAACGGCAACCGCCAAUCACCCGGUCGCCACCUGCGCUUAUCACUAUGCCCCUAGCGGCCCAUCACGCCUGAUCGAAGCCCUCCCGUCCGUGUUUGCAACGCACCAUAAAUACCCCCCACCCGCGCUUCUCUCGUCCACCGGCUGCGCCACCCACUUUCGUUCCCCACCGUUCUUUCUCCACUCAACGAGGCCGCGCCUUGGUUCACUCCAUCCACUUUUUCUCUCCUCUACGUUUCGCCACCCGCCGAGCGACAUGCGCGUCUCCGUAACAUUCAUCUGCACGAUGCUCUUCGCGCUGCAGGGCCUCGCCGCGCCCGUCGCGUACAUCUCCCCCGAGCUCAGCGACGAGCUCGCCGUCCGCGGCUCCGCCAACGCCGCCGCCGACGUCGCCGCGCGGGCCCCCGUCGCCGCGGCCGGCGUCGCGGCCGGCGAGACCUUCGUCGCGCGCCAGGCCAAGGGCGCCAAGAAGGGCGGCAAGAAAGGCGGCAAGAAGGGCAAGGGCGCCAAAAAGGGCAAGGGCAAAGCCGCGAAGAAGGGCAAGGCCGCCGCCAAGAAGGGCAAGGGCAAGGGCAAGAAGGGCAAGGGCGCCAAGAAGGGCAAAGGCAAAGGCAAGGCCGCCGUAGCCGCGCGCGGUAACAACGGCGCCGCCGCCCCCGCUGCUGAGGAGGCCGGCGCUGGUGCCGCUGCUCAGGGCGCCGCUGCCGCUGAAGGCGCUGCCCCCGCCGCUGGCGCUGCCGAGGGCGCCGUCGCUGCGGCUGGCGCUACCGGUGUCGAGGCCGCCGGCGCCGACGCCGGCGCCGCCGAGGCCGGGAACGGCGUCGCCGCUGCUGCCAAGGGUGCCAAAGGCGGAAAGAAGGGCAAGGGCAAGGGCGGCAAGGGCAAGGGCAAAGGCGGCAAGAAGGGUAAGAGCGGCAAGAAGGGCAAGAAGGGCGGCAAGAAGGGCAAGAAGGGCGGCAAGAAGGGCAAGAAGGGCGGCAAGAAGGGCAAGGGCAAGGGCCGCAAGCAGGCCGGUAAUGCCAAUGCCAAUGCCGGUAACGCCAACGCCAACGCCGGAGCCGCUGACGCCGCGAACGCUGCCGCCGCCGCUGGUGCUGGUGCCGUGAACAACAACAACGCUGCGGGCGCCAACCAGAACCAGAACCAGAACAACAACAACAACAACAACGCUGGUGCUGCCGCUGGUGCCGAGGGUGCUGCUAACAACGCUGCUGGUGCCGGAGCUGCGGGCGCUGAAGGUGCCGCCGCUGGUGCUGAAGGUGCCGCCGCCGGUGCUGAAGGUGCCGCCAACAACGCUGCUGGAGCCGGAGCCGCUGGCGCUGCUGGCGCCGCCGGAGAAGCCGCCAACCCCGCAGCCGCUGGCGCUGAGGGUGCUACCCCACCACCCGCCGCCGCCGCCGCCGAGAACCCCGCCGCCGCCGCCGCGCCCGCCCCUGCUGGCAACGAGCCGCAGCCCGAGACGGAGGGCGAGCUGAUCCAGUAG